This is a messenger RNA of Thlaspi arvense, 2760 nucleotides long. Lineage: Eukaryota; Viridiplantae; Streptophyta; Magnoliopsida; Brassicales; Brassicaceae. The record is from the annotation of a GenBank genome assembly.
UAUAACGUGUAUAGAUAAUAGGUUAAACAUGCAACCUAAGAUUAUCCUGUAUAUAAGGCAACGCCUUUGUAUGUUGAUCAAUAAGAAAUAUCUUCACAACUACUAAGGAUUCUCGACAGAAGCGUUUGCUGGCACAGAUUCCAGACUCCAUAAAGGAGGUCUCUGUCGCCGUUUCGCUACUUCCCUUCCUCUGCCACGCUACAAGCUCUUCCUCUCAAGUCGCCAUCGUUGGUUCCAACGUCUAUCCAAUCGAAAGCCUCGAUUACGAGUUUGAUAACUCCUAAUCAUUGCUUCCUCUUCCCUAAUUCCAUAUUCUGUUUACUUGGCCUUAGUUUUGUUUGAUUACUCGAUUUAGGAUCGCAGAGAAUGAUUUCUUGAAGCAGGAUUGGAGAGCUCGUAGUAAGACACAGAUUUUUCAGUACGUGUUUAUGAAAUCGCUACUUUGUUUUUUUAUCAGAAUUAUUGUUAAUCUAAUCGGAUUCGCCAACAAUCUCGCCCUCGUGAAUCCUGCUGGUGUAAAGUUCAUCAUUACUUCUAACAUGAUGUUGACCGGAAGGUUCAGUAUAGGAUUUAUCGUUUUCACUAUGACAAACAUGGUUCUUACUCUCUUUGCGUCGGUGAUUACCGCCUUUGUUGCGCCUGCUGCGGCAGAUUCCGGUAUACCGGAGGUUAAGGCCUAUUUGAACGGUGUAGAUGCACCAGAGAUAUUCUCAAUUCGUAUUAUGGUCGUUAAGGUAAAGCAGGCCAAUGGUGCACACCGGUGCUUGUGUUGCAUCCAUACUUGGUCAAGGUGGUUCCAACAUAUAUGGAUUGACCAGGAAAUGGCUCAGAUUUUUCAACAAUGACAGAGACAAAAAAGAUCUUGUAACUUGUGGCUCAGCUGCUGGUAUUGCUGCCUCCUUUCGUGCUCAGGUGGAGGAGUGCUUUAUUAUAGAGAAUCUUCUUUUCAACAGCUGUUGUUGAAGUUGUCUUCUGGGCUCUAAUCGAUAUGUACUUCCUGUUCUUCUCCUUGGAGUUGUUGGUGGUAUUUUAGGAAGUUUUUACAACUUUCUACUGUAGAAGGUCCUGCGAGCUUACAACCACAUAUAUGAGAAAGAGGUUGUUUGUAAAAUCAUUCUCACUUGCGUAAUAUCGAUUUUCACGUCCUGCCUUCUUUUUGGAUUACCAUUUCUUACGUCAUGCCAACCUUGCCCUGCUAGUGCCUUAAAGGAGUGCCCUACAACUUUAAGAAUUACCAAUGCCCACCUGGUCACUACAAUGAUCUAGCUAGCCUCAUUUUCAACAAAGAUGACGAUGCCAUCAAAAACCUUUCCAGCAAAAACACCGACCUCGAGUUCCAUUAUCUUUCGGCUCUUGUAUUUUUAUAUUUCGUUACAUGUUUCUUUCUCAGUAUCCUCAGCUAUGGCAUUGUUGCACCAGCAGGGCUCUUUGUACCCGUUAUCGUAACAGGAGCAUCCUAUGGACGGGUUUGUCAGGAUGCUUGGUUCAAACCCGUUAUUGUAACAGGAGCAUCCUUUGCUGGGCUCGGUGCUGCAUCAUUUCUUGGGGGAUCAAUGAUGAUGACAGUUUCCUUGUGUGUUAUUCUCCAUGAGCUAAAUAAUAAUCUGCUACUACUACCUAUGAUGAUGGUCGUCCUUCUGAUUUCUAAAACAGUUGCUGAUGCUUUCAAUGCCAACAUAUAUAACCUUAUCAUGAAGAUAAAAAAGUUGUCGUACCUCUACUUCAAUGCCAACAUACAUAACCUUAUCAUAAAGAUAAAAAGGUUGCCGUACCUUUGCAACCAUGUUGAGCCUUACCUUACAUGAGGCAGUUUACAGUAGGUAUUGUAGUCACAGGCCCGCUUCAAGUCUUCAAUGGCAUCGAGAAAAUCCCGACUAUUGUAUAUGUUCUCAAAUCCACCAAUCAUAACGCUUUCCCUGUGGUUGACGGGCCGCCAGUCGCUUCAGCUCGUGUCUAAUAUGCUUUAAUCCUCCGGGAUCAUAUUCUGACUUUGCUAAAGAAACGAGUAUUCUUGUCUAGUUCAAUGGCUUUUGACUCCAAUACCCUUGCCCAAUUCAAGACAGAUGAGUUUGCUAAGAAGGGUUCUGGAGGGGAGAUAGAAUAGGAGAUGUGGAAUUAAGCGAGGAAGAGUUGAAUAUGUAUCUGGAUUUACAUCCAUUCUCUGAUGCUUCUCCUUACACUGUUUUGGAGAUAAUGUCACUCACAAAAGCCCUUGUUCUCUUCCAUGAGGUUGGUCUAAGGCACUUAUUUGUCAUACCAAAAAUCUCCAAUAGACCUCCACUGGUGUGUAUAUUGACACAGCAUGACUUCAUGCCAGAACAUAUACUAGGCCUGCGUCCGUCCCUGUCCCGUGGCAGGUGGAAAAGGCUUCGGAUUCGGCUGCCUUUCCUCUCGUAAAGUAUUCAGCUGCCUGCACAGUCUCAGGUAUGACAGCUCAGACCAACUCUGUAUAAAUACUGAAUGCAGCCAUGUGGUGGCACAAAGCCGAUUAUUCUUUCACCUUUUACCAAAGAAUUAUUAAAAAUAUUUGUCGGGGAUCCAAGAUUUGCAAAUGCUUUGUAAUACGUUGUGUAUAAAAUCAACAUUAAAGUACCUCGAAGGGCUUUUUCUUUUAGUGAGGGAUACAAACAAGUAGAAGUUUCCAAUAAGGUUGUUCAAUCCGGAUUAACGAUCCCAUUCGAACCAAAUAACUGGCCCCAAAACCAAAAACUGGAUGUAUUGUUGAUCCGGAUUUUAAAUUUACGUGAAUUCAUUUUUCUA